Messenger RNA from Thalassophryne amazonica, 932 nucleotides. It is a transcript of the gene tm4sf5, whose product is annotated as transmembrane 4 L six family member 5. NCBI's taxonomy places the organism in Eukaryota, Metazoa, Chordata, Actinopteri, Batrachoidiformes, Batrachoididae. Gene Ontology annotation, cellular component: membrane. Bases 159 to 764 code for a protein of 201 amino acids. The transcript is spliced from 5 exons. The record is from RefSeq and is a predicted model, not a curated record.
AGAUUCCAAAUCAGAUUGCAGGUGACAUCAUGAUUUCACCUUUGUUCUGGCUCUGCUUCCUGCUGCAGCUGUCAAUCGACACGCUCGCCUGUGACAGUGCGGUCAACCGGGAGACACCUGGGCUCGUUUUGGGACCACUUUAGUUUGUCUUUGAAGCCAUGUGUUGCACGGGGAAGUGCGCCCGCCUGGUGGGUCUGAUCCUGCUGCCUUCAGCCUUCAUCUGCAUCAUCUCCAACCUGCUGCUCUUCUUUCCGGACGGCCAGCAGCUGGAGAGCGACCAGGUGUCCCUGCAGGUCUGGCUGAUGGGUGGCCUGAUCGGAGGCGGCGUCUUUAUGCUGUGCCCGAGCUGCUCCGCUAUCAGGGCGGGGGGCAAAGGUUGCUGUGGAAAAGGUUGUUGUGGCAACCGUUGCCGGAUGCUGAACUCGGUCUUCUGCUCGGUGUUCGGGGUGAUCGGGGCCAUUUACUGCACCAGCGUGGCCUCUGCGGCUCUGGCAGUCGGACCGAAGUGCAGGACGGCCGAGAACCAGUGGACGUACCCGUUUGAGAACAACCCGACCAAUGAGAGCUACCUGAUGAACCAGGACAGGUGGGGCGAGUGUGAGUACCCGAAGAAUGUGGUGAUGUGGCACGUGGUCCUCUUCUCCAUCCUGCUGGGCGUGGGUCUGCUGCAGCUGAUCCUCUGUGGCAUCCAAGUGGUCAACGGCUGCCUGGGCUGCUUCUGCGGAGACUGUCGAGAGAGCAAGCAGGAUGAAGACGGACUGUAGAAGAAGAGGCUGCGCCGCGCCACCGUGAGGGCCACGACCCAGAUGUUUCCUCAAAGUUCACCUUCAACUAAAUCAUCUGAACCUUGUGUUUGACGUCAGCCUCUCUGAAUUAUUUCCACCUUUUUGUUCACCGUCUGCACCCAACUGGCCUGAUUGUUUUUGUUUAUU